This is a messenger RNA of Hordeum vulgare subsp. vulgare (domesticated barley), 1899 nucleotides long. RefSeq names its product cyanidin 3-O-rutinoside 5-O-glucosyltransferase-like. The transcript has a single exon. Gene Ontology annotation, molecular function: UDP-glycosyltransferase activity. Lineage: Eukaryota; Viridiplantae; Streptophyta; Magnoliopsida; Poales; Poaceae. Bases 255 to 1700 code for a protein of 481 amino acids. The record is from RefSeq and is a predicted model, not a curated record.
CAUCGCAACCGCAAGCCAUGACAUGACCACAAAUUGCAUCUCUCUCUAAGAAAAAAAAGACCACGAAUUGCACCGUGCGGUAGCGCGCCGUAAUUAUCCUAUAGAGUACAUCUGUCGUGAGACGUCCGCGUCGCGCCAAACCAAGCCAAGCUCACUCUACUAUACAAACUCCAGCGGCGUUGCGUGCUUCGAGCAGCCAGCGGGUCGCAUAGGUUGACAACGAGAAAGUCCACGGCGUUCAUCCAUCGUCCUCCAUGGGGCCGCAGCACUUCCUCGUCGUCGCGUUCCCGGGCCAGGGCCACAUCAACCCGGCGCGCGCUCUGGCGGAACGGCUCUCGCGGGCCGCACCGGGCGCGCGGGUCACGCUCUCGGCCGCCGUGUCCGCGCACCGUCGCAUGUUUCCCUCGCUCGCGUCCCCCGACGACGAGGUCCACGACGGUGCUAUCUCCUACAUCCCGUACUCGGACGGCUUCGACCACGGCUUCAGCCUCUUUGCCGGCGACGGGGACGAAGUGAAGAGAUACGCGGAGGUGUUCGGCCGAGUAGGCCGCGAGACCUUCUCGGCGGUGGUGGACCGCCUCGCGGCGCGGGGCCGUCCCGUCACGUGCGUCGUGUACGCCAUGCUCAUGUGGUGGGCCGCCGAGGUCGCCCGUGAGCGCGGCGUGCCCCGGGCGCUCUACUGGAUCCAGCCGGCCACGAUGCUGGCCGUGUACUACCACUACUUCAAUGGGUACGAGAGGCUCGUGACGGAGCACGCUGCCGAGCCGGGGUUCACGCUGUCUAUGCCGGGCCUCCCACCGCUGGCGAUCCGUGACCUCCCGAGCUUCUUCACCAACUUUACAGACGGCAGGAUAGUCGCGGCGUUCGGGGACAUCCGCAGGACGUUCCAGCAGCUGGACCUGGACGUCGACGGUAGCAGCAGAACCGGAGGAAGGCAAGCCAUGGUGCUAGUGAAUACCGUCGAAGAAUUAGAGGCCGGUGCUCUCGCGUCUGUCCCUGAAUUGGACGUGUUCCCCGUCGGGCCAGCCGUGGUGUCGCUCUUCGCUGAGGGCGCCGGCGGCGCGAGUGGCACUGCCACCGCAGUAGGAGAUCUGUUUGAACACGACGAAAAGGCUUACAUGGAGUGGCUGGACACAAAGCCAGCACGGUCGGUGGUGUACGUGUCGUUCGGGAGCAUGUCGGCGGUGAGCAAGCGACAGAAGGACGAGUUGAAGCGGGGCCUCGCCGCGAGCGGCUGGCCGUACCUGUGGGUGGUGCGGAAGAACAACCGAGACGAUGGCUUCGACGAUGUCGGCGGCGUGCAGGGCAUGGUGGUUGGGUGGUGCGAUCAGGUGCAGGUGCUGUCGCAUCCGGCCGUCGGGUGCUUUGUGACGCACUGCGGCUGGAACUCGACGCUGGAGAGCGUGGCGUGCGGCGUAUCGGUGGUCGCCGUGCCGCAGUGGUCCGACCAGGACACGAACGCGCGCCUGGUCGUUCAGUGGGGCAUCGGCGUGCGCUCCACGACCGACGCUGAUAGGGUGCUGAAAGCAGAGGAGCUCGCGAGGUGCGUGGAGAUCAUCAUGGGUGACACGGAGGAGGGCGCAGCCAUACGGGCGAGCUCGGCUUCAUGGAAGGCGAAGUUGCAGGAAGCAAUCGCGGACGGAGGCUCAUCCGGUCGUAAUCUCAGGACUUUCCUCGACCAAUUUCCGAAUGAUGCUUAGAUGCAAUUAUGUUCUGCGUCCUCGGUUCUUAUAUAUCUAAACUGGUAUAAAUAAAGUGCAUUUCUUCCAUGCGUGGCUAACCCACACUUAGCGGAAUUGCUACCACAUGUGAAAACAUGGUUAAUAGUAUAACCAACUCCUGGCUACUCCAGUUAGCGGAGUAUGUUUUCAAGUAGAUGCAUCUAAGUAUGGCUGCAUA